AUCAAAGGAACCGAAGAAUCCACGCUGGCAAAGGAUUCAUCUGUUCAUUUGAUGUACCGUGAUGCAAGUGAUUUAAGAUCACAGAUCCUGAUCUGGAUCAUCCAAAAGGAACGCACCCAAAGAAUCUUACCUGUAUAGCAUAA
Porites evermanni is the source of this 143-nucleotide messenger RNA. NCBI's taxonomy places the organism in Eukaryota, Metazoa, Cnidaria, Anthozoa, Scleractinia, Poritidae. The record is from the annotation of a GenBank genome assembly.